Molecule: messenger RNA, 7673 nt
Organism: Scylla paramamosain (green mud crab)
Lineage: Eukaryota; Metazoa; Arthropoda; Malacostraca; Decapoda; Portunidae
Product: carbohydrate sulfotransferase 11-like
Exons: 8
Coding region: 4347-5372 (341 amino acids)
Biological process (GO): carbohydrate biosynthetic process
Cellular component (GO): membrane
Molecular function (GO): sulfotransferase activity
Source: RefSeq, a predicted model, not a curated record
UGUGUGCUUGGGUGUGUAGGUGUACUGAGUGUAAUUGUAUUUAACGUACCAGUAAGAAGAGUGAACGAAGCUUUUUGAAACGUAGACGAAAGAAAAUGAAGACUGGGCUGGGGUCAGGUUGUGUGUGUGUGUGUGCGUGUAUGUGUGUGUGUGUGUAUGUGUGUGUGUGUACGUGUAUGUGUGUGUGUGCGUGUGUGCGUGUGUUAGUGUGUGUGUGGCUCCGUGUUGCUCUGUGUGUGUGUGAUUCCCUCCUCCCACUCUAUCUUUCUCUCUUUCCCCUCGCACACACGCUCAUUCCCCUCCUCCUCUCUCUGCCUCUCUUCUACUCUCUCUUUCAUCCCUUCUUUACCACAAUAGGUGAGUACGUGUUUCCUCAUCUUACUCCCCCCCUCCCCUUCCUCUCCCCCAUCUCCCCCAUCACCGCAAACUUUCCUCCCUUCCCCCCAUCCUCCCCCCUCCCCCCAACACUUCUCGGUGCGGUAAGAAGUGCGACAAAAAGUAAAGCUUCAUAGCAAAGGCGAAGCUCCGAGGAAGUGCUUCAAACGACACACAGCCCCUCGAGACAGUGAAAUGGAGCAGUGAUACAAUUAUUCAGUGAUGGUGACUUAGAAGUACGAGGGAAAACAUGAGAAAAUACCGUGCAAUGCUUGUACAGUGUAUGGAUAAUGUAUUAGAGAUGUAUGAAGUCUUGUAUUAGGACGAGGUGAGUGUGUUAAUAUUCACUGAAGAAGUUUCGGGUGUGAAUCGAAACUGGAAAAUCGAACCUUUAAACACAACGAGCUUUAGGAAGUUAACGAUUAUUUGGGACUACAAGAAUGUGCAUGGAAGUGACGCGCUGGUAGAAAAUGAAUAAUUACAUACUGAACAAAUACUGAAACAAAAGGCCAACAGUGAAAUACAGUGAAGAGAGAAAUAAUGAGCUCUGUAAUUGUAGUUUUGUGAAUAAAGGUUGAUAUUAGAACAGAGAGAGAGAGAGAGAGAGAGAGAGAGAGAGAGAGAGAGAGAGAGAGAGAUCCUAAAUGCGAAAUAUCUGUGAUAACUGAGGAAAGAAAGGAAAUAAGAAUAACUGUGAAAUUAAUUGAAUUCCCGAGCCAAACAAGUAAAGAGGAAGCAGCGGAAGCAAGAAUAAGUGGGUGAAAUUAAACUAAUCCUAAACCAAAACGAGUGUGAGGGAAUAGAAAAAAAAAAAAAAAGAAAAAGAGAACGCCGGUGAAAUUAAUCUUGAAUCAAAACAAGUAUAAAUGGAACAGAAAUUUUGAAAGCAACAGUAACAAAAUCAAGCCAAAACCAAAGCAAGUGUAGGGGAAGCAAAUGAACGGAGAAAGGAGGCAUACGGUGAAAAUAAUAAACAAAACUCAGGAAAAAAAAAAUGAAUAUAAGAGAAUAAAAGGCAACAGAUGAAUAACACUGAGAAACUGAAUAAAUCUGGAACCAAACCACUGCAAGAGAAAUUAAAUUAACCCCGGAACCGAGCAAGCGAAAGGAGAUAAAAAAAAAAGAAAAUUAAUUAAAUUAUUCUAGAACCCAAACAGUUGUAGAUUAAUUUAAAUCAAGCAAGAGAAAGGAAAUAAAGAAGAAAAUAAAUCACUGAGACUGAAUGAAUUAAAAGGAGUGCAAGGCAAGGGGAGAAAAAAAAAAGAAUAAAUCAGUAAAACUAAAUGACCCUGGAACCAAAACAGCUGUAAGGGAAAUAAAAUAAAUCUGCGAACCAAGCGAGCGGAAAAGAAUGAAGAGGAGAGUUAAUCGCUGAGACUGAAUGAAUUAAAAUGAGUGCAAGGGAAGGGAAGAGGAGGGAAGGGAAGGGAAGCGAUCAGUGAAUCACGGCCCUGUUCUGUACUGAGUGACGCAGGUGAGGUUCAGGUGAGUCACGGCAGCUGCUAACGAGUACAGGAGACCCACCACCUGACUCACCUCCGCCAUCUAAAGAGCAGGUGACUCACACGUGACCUAAACUAUAGUGCGGGGAAAGAAAUUAAGAGAAAAUUCGUGUAAUUAAUUCCUUGAAAACUGGAUGCGGAAGUUGAGGGAAGAGAAGAAUUUGUUGACUCAUGUACUACUAAGAAUGUACAGACUUGAUGGAGUCUUGUGAAAUACAUGAAAGUUAUAACAGAAGCGUGUAUUGGUGUAAAAGGAGCAUGUAUGAUUGAGUCCUGGGAAACUGGAUGCGACAGAAGUUAGAAGUAAAGAAAUAAAUGUCACUUACUCGUCUACCAAGAAAACAUGAAUUGAAAAAAAAAAAAAAAAUACAGAAACUUAAAUGAAACAGAAGUAUAAAAGACGACAUUGAAUAGAUUCUGAGAAAAAUCUGGAACAACAAGAAGUAGAGGAAGAAAACGCCAUAAUAUCAAUUCAUGUACUUAUCGGAAGAAAACAAACUUAAAGACAAUAAAGAGAGAAACUUGCCAAACGUAAUAUAUGGAAAAGUUGUAAUAAAAAUUUGAAAUACAAAAACUUAGUAUAUAAACUUAGAAUAAAACCAGAGGAAAACUCGGAAAAAAAAUACGAUACAGAAAAAAAAAACGCUUGAAAAAAAUACCAAAUAGAAAGAAAAAUGAAAAAGGAAGUAAAAAAUAUCACUGAAGAUAUAAACUUAAAAUAAAAAUAAAGCAGCAUAAAAAAAUAAACUUACCUGAUAUAAUAAUGAAUAAAUAAACAAAUAAAUAAAUAACACUCGAAACAUACUUAAUAAACACAUCAAAACCCAAAACAAACACGUAACAGAAGCGCACACACUCAUCCAAUGCGUCAAGGCAACACACAAGGCAGCCUCUCCCUCAGCAACAACCAAAACGGGUAGCAAUCAACCUAAUCAUCGACCCCCUACCUGCCUGCCUGCCCGCACUGCCCGCCCAGGUGAGUGACAAUCAAUACGCCUCCCUCACAAUCAACCAUGAGAACCACCGAGACAUGAGGGAAGCUUACAAUCAACGCACGCGACUCACAAUCCACGCAAGCCUCUCACACGCCAUCACCGCCACUCCUCUUCCUUCCACGUGACUCGUAACUUGUGACUCAGAAGUAAAAGGAGGAAGGAAAAGGACAAUCACGUAAUUUUUCUUCCUGAUCCAUUGGUAAGUGAAGAGGAAGGAAAAGGAUAAUCACAGAGUUUGUCUUCCUGAUCCAUUGGUAACAAGUAGUGAAGAAGUAAAGGACAAUCACGCAACUUGUCUUCCCUAUCCAUUGGUAACAAGUGAUACAUUUUUAAGAGGAUAAGUGAUAUUGGAUUUUAGAAUACGUGCAUCUUUUUUGCUUCUUUCCUGUUCCGUGGUGAGUUCGAGACAGGUGACGAAACGGUGUAGUAUUUGAAACAGCCAAGUGAGUCAAAAUACGUCCAAAAAAAUUAAAACAAUUCACGUAAUCCGCCAAAUAAAUGAAGACGCAUCACGAUAAUUCAAUGAAAAAAAAGUAACCCAACUUCUUAAAAAAAAAAAAAAAAAAAAGAGAGGGAAUGGAAAGCAAAUUUAUCUAAACCUCCUCGAAGUGAAAUAACGCAACUAAAAAUGAGCCAAAUCAGCCAAAAGGAUAAAUCAAAUAGCCUAACUUUUUUGAAGAAGGAAAUAAAGUAAAUAAAACCUCGACAAAGCAAACCGUGUGCUUUAAAAAAAAAAAGAAAAGAGAAAAGAGAAAUCGAACGUAACAAAGCACACCCAAUUAGAAAAAAAAAAAAAAAUAAUAAAUAAAAGACAAAUAAAGUGACAGAACAUUUCAAACAACAAACACAAAGCCAAAAACACAUCAUCUAAGCAAACCGGGACCAAGGCUUCACCAAUCACAGAAGCUUCGAAACACCCGAAGGCAACGCGAAACACAAGAUAAGCCACCACCAAUCCACCGCGUGACUCAAUCCACCUCAGCGUGACUUCACCAAACUCUGCCAAAUCCCUCCCUCUCCUUCUCACUCCUUCUCCACCCCCCUCUCCCUCUCUCUCUCUCUCUCUCGCCCCAACCACCAGAAAGUCUCACCGUCACUAAUCGAUGCAGCUUGAAGGUCAGACUAUAAACUAGACAAAGCUUAAGAUCAUUUGUUUAUCUCUUCAUCAAGCUUGUAAGAUAAGAAGGAAAAGCAAAGAUAAAUAGAGGAAUAAAUACAAAAAAAGAAAGGUUUGAUUCUUUCACGUGGCUUUUAGGAGGAAAAGAAAAAAAGGAAAAGAAAGGAAUACUGGAAAUACAGAAGACACUAAAGAGGUAACCCAAGAAGAAAACAGGAGGAAAAACCUGGAGAGAAGGAAGAAAAUUGGACAGACAGAAGCAGGGGAGAGAGAAAAGGGUAAAAGGGAAGCAGGGUACGAAAAGAUAAGUUGAGUUUAGAAAAGGAAGUUUUGUUUUCAUCUGUCACACUUCACGUCAUGGCCAGACACUCUUACGGUCGCGCCAGGGCCAGUCGUGCGCAGCUGACGAAGGCGUGGAAGGCAAUCUUCUGGGGCCUCAUCUUCUUCGGGAUCACCAGCUACGCCAUCAUUACUUCGUCAGGCAGCAUUCUACAGUGGCUGGCGCAGAAGGGGAAUGAAGAUGACGAAGAUGAUGGGCAGGUUGGUGCGGGCAACAGGACAUGGGCGGACCUGCAGGAGCGGCGGGUGGAGCGACUGCGGAGGGGAUGCGAGACUUUGGGGCUGGAGCAGACGAUGAGCAAGAUUGUGAUGAAGCAUUUGCUGGUGGACCUUACUCAUAACGUGCUCUUCUGCUACGUACCCAAGGUGGCCAGCACGUCGUGGAAGAGGCUCUGGUUCCUAAUGGUGAGGGCGGCGAAGCGAGACGAGAUCAUGUCCCUGCCGCGGGCGUACGUUCACGGGCCCACGCUCUCCACCCUCGGCAAUGACAAGUUCUCAGAUGAUGCAAGGGAGACAAUGUUGGGGACUUUUAAGAAGAUUCUGUUCACUCGUAACCCUCUGGAGCGCGUCGUGUCUGCCUACAGGGACAAGCUGGAGACUGAGGACGUAGAAAGCUCCUAUGAUUUCCACAAACACAUUGGCAGGGAGGUGGAGAGGAUGGCGAGGGGCAAGGUGACAAGUGGGGGACACGACGUAACCUUCAAGGAGUUUGUGGAGUUCCUGGUGACGCCCAUGAAUGGCACCACGUGGACGGAGGGGCAGAGGAACGAACACUGGCGCCCCACGGUGGAUCUGUGUGCCCCCUGCCUCAUCCAGUACGACGCUAUAGGAAGAUACGAGAACUUGGAGAAGGAGGGGCGUGAGGCUCUGGAGUGGAUGGGCGCGGGGAAAUACGCUGACGAUUUCCCACCACCCGCCAGCAACGCCCACACUUCGCGUCAGACGGCCCUAGAUUACCUCCGCCGCCUCCCUGUCACUCAUCGCCUCAAUUUCUACAAGACAUUCCUUCUCGACUAUCUUCUCUUCGGCUACCAGAUCCCCUGAAAACCUUACUCUCGUUUUCUUUUCCUCGUUUUCUUUCAGGUCUGUGUGUUGUUUUGUUACGGUUCUCUCUCUCUUUCCUUUUCUUGCCGGAUCUAUUGAAUAUUUCUUUUUACCCUCGUUUUCUUCUUUUCCUUCUUCAGGCCUGGGGUGUUAUUUUGUUUCAGUUAUUAUUAUUUUUUGUUAUUUUCUUACUCCUUUCUUUUUAAACCUCUUCUCCUUUUCUUCUCUAGCUACUUUGCUUAUCCUUUUUUUUUUUCUUUCCUUGUCUUACCCCCUUUUCUUCUACUCAUCUUUCUCCUUUCUCUUCCACCAUCGCUAUUUUGCUACAGUUCUCUCUCUUUCCCCUUUCUCACUCAUUUUUUUUCUAUUUCUCUCUCUCUCUCUCUCUCUCUCUCUCUCUCUCUCUCUCUCUCUCUCUCUCUCUCUCUCUCUCUCUCUCUCUUUUUCUGCUUUUCUUUAGUUCAACACAGAUAUCCUCCCCUUGCUAUUUUUUUUUUCUGCAGUUAUCUGUCUUUUCCUUCUCUUACUCCAUUCUUUCUACUCCUCUUUCCCUCUUCCUCUUUUUCUUCUCUAGUUACUUUGCUGUAGUUAUUUUUAUCUUUAUUUUUCUUACAUUUUUUUUUCUAUUCGUCUUUUUGUUUUUCUGUUUCUUCUCCAGCCUAACAAAGUGGUCCUGUUCUCUUUUUGCCAAUCUGGAUUAGAGUGUUUUGCGAUCUUGGUGUUACGUCAAGAAGAAGAAGAAGGAGAGAGAGAGAGAGAGAGAGAGAGAGAGAGAGAGAGAGAGAGAGAGAGAGAGAGAGAGAGAGGACUAGAAAGGGUACGUGAUAGAAAUGUGUCAUCAUAAAGUCGAAAAGAAAGGAAAAAAGUAUUUUGGCUCUAAAAAAAAAAAAAAAGGGAAGAGAAAGUGUUAUGGUGUGAAAAAAAAAGAGGAGGAAAAAGUUGAGGAGUUAAUAACAAAAAAAGGAAAAAAGUGAACAAAAAAAGGAAAAGAUGAAAUAGCGCCAGAAAGAGAGGAAAAGAGGAAAAUGCAAUACUGGAAAAAAAAUAGAAAAGAUGGUGUUAUGACGGUAAAGAAAAAGAAUUGUUAUAUGCUGCCAAAGAAAAAAAAAAAGAAAAUAAAUAAAUGACGCAAAAAAAGUAUACAGGUAAAAAAAAGUGUCAUGGCGCCUAAAAUAAGAAAAAAAAGGUUAUUCGAUUGUAUUAUUGUGGGGUCCGUUAAAAAAAAAAAAAAGGAAGAGAGAAGGACGAAAAAAAAAAAAAAAUAGAUGCUAUUUAAUUCGUGUGACGACGGUCCCCAUCAAAAGAAGAAGAAAAAAAAAAAGAAAGAAAAAGAAAAGUUUGGAAAAAGAAAGGUUUGCUUCAUUUAUGUGGCAAAAAAGUAAAACACAGGACUAUAUUAUUAUCAUGACGCCAAAAAAGAAAAAAAAAAAAAGAAAAAAAAAAGCGAUAGGACUUAAUAAUGUGCUACCAGAAAGAGAGGGGAAAAAUAGCUUACAUUCUUAUACCUAUUGUGUCAGAAAAGAGAGAGAGAAAAAAAAAGAAUCAUCAUUGGACUGUUGUUGUUGUGACGCUAUAAAAAAAAAAUGACAAAGAAAGGUAUAGGACCUGAUUUGCUGCAACGCCAGAAGAAAACAAAUGAAAAUGAACGACUCAAGUCUAAACGUGAAAUAUAUAAACGACUGAAUCUUUGUUAUUUACGUUUUCACUUCGAUCGUCUAUUUUUUAAAUUUUUUUACACAAGUUUCAGUGUUGUCGCAUUUAUUGUUAUGGGAAUACGAUUUUUUUUUUCACUCAUAAUGAGCUCUCUCUCUCUCUCUCUCUCUCUCUCUCUCUCUCUCUCUCUCUCUCUCUCUCUCUCUCUCUCUCUCUAAAGAUUUUCACUUAUUAAUGUUUUUCUCUUACAUGAGUUUGAUGAGAUAUUCCGCUAUUCAUUUAUUUAUUUUUUUUUUUGAGAAUUUUUAGUUUCUUUAUUUAUUCAUUUCAUUCUUCAAGCUAGUAAUUCAAAUAUUUUUGUUAAUUUACCUCUUUCGUUUUUCAGUAUAUUCUUUUUUUCUUUCCUUUGUUUUCAUUAUUGAUGACGAGAUGUUUCUUUUCUUCCCUCCUCUUCCAGCCAUGUUAUUUUGCUCCGUUUUCUUCGUUCCUUCACUUUACUUUAGUCACCCAAGACACGACUAAAUUCAUGCUAGUUUUCUUUGUUGCAGCUUGGCAGUGUGUGACUUUUUUAUUCUCUCUCUCUCUCUCUCUCUCUCUCUCUCUCUCUCUCUCUCUCUCUCUCUCUCUCUCUCUCUCUCUCUCUCUCUC